CACGCACAUGACAAAUCGAAGUGUUAGACAUAAGAACAAAGGCCCACGGGCGUACCUAUUCAAUUUCCAGUUUCUCUGACAAAAAAGCUCAAUCUUCUACCCAAAUCCAAAACCCUUUUCGCAGGUCCGUUGCUCUUCCAGUUUAACCGCUUGGGUUUUCCCAAAUUCCAUCACUUUACCGAGAAAGUUCAAUUGGAGCGAAAGAACUCAUUUUCCCGGAAAACCCAGUUUUGCAGAAUACUGAUGUAACCAGUUCCUUAUUUUCUCUUUCAAUUUCGUCCGAUGACGAGCGUGAACAUCAGCCGGGACUCGUUGUGUCGACCAUUUGAGCGAUGCUCCCGUUUCCUUCCCUGUCUCUCCGAUCCCGCUCGGAGGUCUGCUUUGGGAUUAAAAGUUGCAUUGGUGAUGCUACAUCUAAUAUACCCCGGCUUAAUUUUUCUGUUUGAUGGAGGUUUGAUUGAGAAAACGAAAAAGGAACCAUGGUAUACUGCUAUAUAUUUGACUCUCUAUGUUGUGACAUUGAUUCAAUACUUUGUUACCUCUGGUUCUUCUCCUGGCUAUGUCGUGGAUGCAAUGAGGACUGUCAAUGAGUCAAAUACAAUAUUCAGAAAAGCAUCAGGAAUCUCAAAACAGCCUGCUCCAAGCAAAACUGGCAGUGUGGUUGUGACAGUGGAACGGAAUCAGUUGGGAAGAAGUCUUCUGGGAAAUAAUGCAACAUCUUGGACCAAACUUGUGAUGGACUUGUAUCCGCCUGGAACGUCUGUUAGAAGUUUGACUUGCUCGUACUGUAAUGUUGAGCAGCCCCCGAGAUCAAAGCACUGUCAUGAUUGUGACAAAUGUGUUCUUCAGUUCGAUCAUCAUUGUGUUUGGCUCGGAACAUGCAUUGGUGUGGGUAAUCAUUGUAAAUUUUGGUGGUACAUUUGUGAAGAGACAGCACUGUGCCUGUGGACCGCGGUCCUAUACAUCACUUACCUGAAGGCUAAUAUAUCAGUCGCUUGGUGGAAGGAUGCAAUUGUGAUAUUGCUGCUGGUUACUUUGUCAAUUAUCAUUAUCUUUCUGCUCCUCCUGCUGAUAUUUCAUAGUUAUCUAGUUCUGACCAAUCAGACUACUUAUGAGCUUGUAAGACGAAGGCGCAUCCCAUAUUUAAGAGGAAUACCCGAGAGAGUUUAUCCCUUCAGUAAAGGAGCAUGCAGAAAUUUAUACGAGUUUUGCUGCGUUCGAAGCAGUAAUUACAGAAUGGAACCAUUUCCGACAGCACAGCAACUUGAAGAAAAGUCUAGACCUUACACCUGUUGUGAUGUUGUAACCUGUCGUUGUUGCUGACAUUGUGAGGUUUGUAUCAUUAAUUUGUCAUUCGUUUUACCUUAAAUUUAUAGGGAGCACCAACCGGGGCCAUAUCUGCGCAUCGGCGCAUGUAUUUUGUUUAGAUAGCUCCAAAAUAUGGUGACCGGAAAUGGUUAAGUCGGAACUGGUUCAGGGUCUAUGGUUUGUACUUUAUUUUAGGCUAGAUCUUUAGGCUUGUCAUGAAGUCGGUUUUGAUCGUAUUGUUUUUUGCUGGAUAAGAGAUUCCGAAUUAUUUGUGCCAGUUUAUAUACGCAGCUGAACUCUUCCCAUAA
Pyrus x bretschneideri (Chinese white pear) is the source of this 1616-nucleotide messenger RNA. Its product is annotated as protein S-acyltransferase 10. Gene Ontology annotation, molecular function: protein-cysteine S-palmitoyltransferase activity. The record is from RefSeq and is a predicted model, not a curated record. Lineage: Eukaryota; Viridiplantae; Streptophyta; Magnoliopsida; Rosales; Rosaceae. Gene Ontology annotation, cellular component: endoplasmic reticulum; Golgi apparatus. The coding region runs from base 283 to 1323 and encodes 346 amino acids. The transcript is spliced from 11 exons. Gene Ontology annotation, biological process: peptidyl-L-cysteine S-palmitoylation; protein targeting to membrane.